Molecule: messenger RNA, 3008 nt
Organism: Motacilla alba alba
Lineage: Eukaryota; Metazoa; Chordata; Aves; Passeriformes; Motacillidae
Gene: NR2F2
Product: nuclear receptor subfamily 2 group F member 2
Exons: 3
Coding region: 109-1341 (410 amino acids)
Biological process (GO): anatomical structure development; negative regulation of transcription by RNA polymerase II; cell differentiation
Molecular function (GO): nuclear receptor activity; RNA polymerase II cis-regulatory region sequence-specific DNA binding; retinoic acid binding
Source: RefSeq, a predicted model, not a curated record
GAGGACAAAAAAAUAAAAAGACUGCUGCAAAGCUGAUCUGAAAAGCAAAGCAAACAAACUUUGAAAAUAAAGGGGGAACAGGAAGUUUGGCAACGGUGUCCAAUAGAUAUGGCAAUGGUAGUCGGUGCGUGGCGAGACCCCCAGGACGAUGUGCCCGGAGCUCAGGGAACGCAGCCUUCGCAAGCCCCGCCGGUGCAGGGACCCCCGGCCGGGGCCCCGCACACCCCACAGACCCCGGGGCCCGGGGGCCCUCCCAGUACGCCAGCCCAGACCAACCCGCCGAGCCAGCAGAACCAAGGAGACAAGCAGCAGCAGCAGCAGCACAUUGAAUGUGUGGUUUGUGGGGACAAGUCUAGUGGCAAACAUUAUGGCCAGUUUACCUGCGAGGGUUGCAAGAGUUUCUUCAAGCGGAGUGUAAGGAGGAAUCUCAGCUACACUUGUCGUGCCAACAGGAACUGUCCCAUUGACCAGCACCACCGCAAUCAGUGUCAGUACUGCCGCCUCAAAAAAUGCCUCAAAGUUGGCAUGAGACGGGAAGCGGUCCAGAGGGGCAGAAUGCCACCCACACAGCCAACUCAUGGUCAGUUCGCCUUGACAAAUGGGGACCCUCUCAACUGCCAUUCCUACCUAUCCGGAUAUAUCUCCCUUCUUCUGAGAGCAGAGCCCUACCCCACCUCCCGCUUUGGCAGUCAGUGCAUGCAACCCAACAACAUCAUGGGCAUCGAGAACAUUUGUGAACUGGCAGCUAGGAUGCUCUUCAGCGCGGUGGAGUGGGCCAGGAAUAUCCCCUUCUUCCCAGACCUCCAGAUCACAGACCAGGUGGCCCUCCUGAGGCUGACCUGGAGCGAGUUAUUUGUCCUCAACGCUGCCCAGUGCUCCAUGCCCCUCCACGUAGCUCCGCUCCUGGCAGCUGCUGGCCUCCACGCUUCGCCAAUGUCUGCUGACCGAGUGGUCGCCUUUAUGGACCACAUACGAAUCUUCCAAGAGCAAGUAGAAAAACUGAAAGCAUUGCAUGUCGACUCUGCAGAAUAUAGCUGUUUAAAGGCCAUAGUCCUCUUCACCUCAGAUGCCUGUGGUCUCUCUGAUGUAGCCCAUGUUGAAAGUUUACAGGAGAAGUCACAGUGUGCUUUGGAAGAGUAUGUUAGGAGCCAGUAUCCCAACCAGCCAACACGAUUCGGGAAGCUAUUACUACGUCUCCCCUCCCUUCGCACUGUCUCCUCUUCUGUCAUAGAGCAAUUGUUUUUCGUCCGUUUGGUAGGUAAAACCCCCAUAGAAACCCUAAUCAGGGAUAUGUUACUGUCUGGCAGCAGUUUUAACUGGCCUUACAUGUCCAUUCAAUAAAACAUCCGAGAGAGGAAAAAAAAAAAAAAGGAAAAAAAAAAAAACCACCAAGACAAAAAUUUAAAAAAAAAAAAAAAAUUCAAAAUUGAGAAGGGAGAUGAGAGUGAAAGGAAAGCAAAUGACAUUUGGGUUCUGGUUGUUUCUUAAAUUUCCUUCUGCUAAGAAAGGAUGUAAAAGGAUGUUACAAGUUUGCAAAGAGAAGACAGGAAAAAAUUAAUGGACUGUGAAUUAAAAAAAGAGACUGUCAAAUGAACUUUUACAGAAUGCAUUAAAAACUCCCGUGUCGUUCAGAAAAAAACUUGCUACUUAUCAUUUUUUUUGUAAAAAAUAAAAAAGAGGGAAAGAAAAAAAGAAAGAAGAAGAAAAGAAACGAUGGUGGGCUUUUUCUUUUUUUCUUUUUUCUUCUUUUUUUUUUCUUUUUUUUUGGGGUAAACUUUUUAAAAAAUCUCGCUUAAAGUGCAUUUAAAGGAAAUUUGGAGAAAAUUAGCAGAACGGAAGAAAGUAAGUCUUUUUUUUCCAAAUUAUUAAUUGUCCUAUGUGUCUAUGUACCUAUAGCUGUUCUUUUUUGUAUUUUUCUGGUUUCAAACCAGUUUAUUCUGUGGUUCUAUAAUAAUUUUUGAUAUAACCUUGGCUUCUUUAAAAAAAAAAAUAAACUGUGUAUCCUUAAAAUAUAUGUUCUGAAAGAAUUAAAACUGAGUCCACGAAAGUAUCAUAGGAAGAAAGGAAAAGAGAAAAAAAAAAAAAACCCUCAACAACACAAUGAUGGAAGCGCACUUAAGGUGGUGACCCAAAAUCUAGCUUGAAGCUGAGAGAGCUAUAAUUAUAUAGACCCGAAUGAACCACACGUGUCAUAUAACUCCCCCCAAAUCUAGGUUUUUUUGAUAUUUCGGACAGAAAAUGAACUGUGGGGAUUUAUUAUAGGUAGAAGGAUUUUGUGUCCAAGACACACUACGGUUUUGAUUUAAAAGGAAAAAAAAAAAAAACAAAAACAAGCAAACAAGCAAAGUGAACUUUUGUAAUUUGAAUUGGGUUCCACAUAGUUCAUCAUGAAUUGUUAUUAAACUCCUCUAUCUGUUUGUAUAUUUGCAAGCCCUUUGUAUUAUAAUAAUUGUUGAUAUUUUCCCUUUUUAAAAAAUACCAUUGAAAUCAGCAUGACAAAAUAACACUGUUGGCACUUAUAGAUAACGUGAUUGAUUCAGUAUCUUAGAGUUUACAGUUUUGUGUUUAAAAAAACUGAAGGUUUUUUUUUUUUUUUAAGUGCAACAUUUCUGUAUACUGUAAAAGUUAUAAUAACUGAACUGUUUGGUCGAGUCUUUGUGUGUUAUAUUCCAAGGAAAAUUGAAAGUAUUCAGAAAUUAAAAUAUUAUUUGAUAUCUGAAACUUGUUUGGCUGUCAUAAAUGUCUUUCAGAAACCACAUUACUUCUCUAUAGUUUGCAGUCAUUUAAGUCCAUAGGCGAUUGAUUUGUUUACUUGUCACAGUAAGUUUGUAGCAGAUGUAUUGUAGUGUAUUUACCUGUUUAAUUCCGGGAUGGGGGUGGAGGACUUAAGUUCGUGGUUUAUCUCUGGUUUUAGGAAGUACUAUGCUGAAAUGGUAAACCAUCAACCCCCAUUCAUCUAAUCCUCCUGUUAAUUAAAAAUGGAUUUUCUGGAAAAAAAAAAAAAAAAA